CGGAGCCAGUCAGAGGGACAGGACAGAGCCUGCUGCUGGUGGCAGCAGCACAGGGCAGGGGGGGGGGGACGGAGCUGGCUAGUCCAGGCCGGGAGUCCCGUGCCCAAGCUCUCACCCUCCUGACAUGGGCACCCUCUUCCUGCUGCUCAGUGUGUUCCCACUGACGUACACCUCCGUCCUUCCACCACUCGACCCUGAUGGAGCCAACGUCUGUCGUUCAGCAAGUGCUGAUCUACCGCUGGGCUGUUGUGCGGGAUGGAGACAGCAGGGGAACUCCUGCAGCAUCGCGGUGUGUGCCGGAGCGGGGAGCUGCCGGACGGGAGAGAUGUGUGUCCGUCCCGGCGUGUGUCGAUGUCCACACGGAUACUUCGGAGCCAACUGCGUAACCCGCUGCCCGGACCAGUUCUGGGGUCCGGACUGCCGUGAGUCGUGCCCGUGUCACCCCCACGGCAGAUGUGACGCCACGUCGGGAAGGUGCACCUGUAACCCGGACCGCUGGGGCCCGGGCUGCGGCCGCAGGUGUGGGUGUGUGCGGGGCCGCUGCGACGCGAGGAAUGGGCAGUGCCGCUGCGAGACGGGCUGGUGGGGUGCCAACUGCUCCAGGCCCUGUCACUGCCACCCGGCCAACUCGCUGUGCGACCCGCGGACCGGCCACUGCAACUGCUCCUCUGGUUACUGGGGCAAGAGGUGCAACAUCCCCUGUUACUGUGGCCCCUCGCCCUGCACACAGCCCAUUGGCGAGUGCCAAUGUGGCCAGGGCUGGUGGGGCGCCCUGUGUGACCAGCGGUGCCUCUGCCACCAUGGACAGUGCCACCCUAGCACCGGCCUCUGCACCUGUCUCCUUGGCUACCAGGGCCGCCUUUGCAGCGAGACAUGCGUCGCCGGCCUCUACGGCCAAGACUGCAGGAACAGGUGUGGCCACUGUAAGGAAGGUUAUCCCUGCUCACCUGUCAACGGGUCCUGCAUUCUGUGUGAGGGGGGCUGGAAGGGAGAUCGCUGCGACCAGCUCUGCGCCGCUGGGUCGUAUGGAAGCCGCUGCACCCUACAAUGCCCCGUGUGCGGGAACGGGGCACCCUGUCACCCCCGCACCGGUCACUGUGACUCCUGUAACCCGGGCUGGACCGGUCCCAGAUGUGACACCCCCUGCGUGCCUGGGACAUAUGGGACAGGCUGCCGAUCGCACUGCGCAGAUUGCUACCAUGGAACAUGCCAUCAUGUGACGGGGGAGUGUGUCUGCGACGUGGGAUAUACUGGGGACAGUUGUAAUUCCAGCUGCCCGGCGGGAACCCACGGGGUGAACUGCUCGACGGCGUGCGGCUGUCUGGGAACUUCGUGCCACCAAGUCACCGGACGCUGCCAUCUCAGUAAGGCUGGGGUGGUGACUGCUGCCGUGCUGCUCCCUCUACUCCUGCUCCUCCUCCUCCUCUGUGCCCUCUGCUGCUGCUGUGGACGUAACUCGGACGACCCCACUGGCAGGGCUGUGGAUGAAGAUCGGGCACCGCUGGCCAGGAUGAAGCACCACGUGCGUGGGGUGCUGGCGAACCUGGGCACCGCCGCCCCCUGCCUCUCCCUCGGCAACCAGAAGCUGCCCAAAAUCACAGUCCUGCACCACGAUGCCGACGUCAGCUUCAACUGCAGCUUCAUCGACUCCCCGUCCGCCGCCUGGGACUCCGCGUCCUUCUCCUCCUUCGAGACGGAUGACGAUGGGCCCGUCUACUGUACCCCUCCGAUGGAAGACGGAGUCCCCCGCCCGGCAGGCGGCGGCUUCCAGGAGAUGAGCUCCCGCUGUAACUACCUGCCCGCGGACGGCUGGGACCCGACGCCCAUCCCACGCACCUCCAGCAUCGCCAAAGCCAAGCGGCCGUCCGUCUCCUUCGCCGAAGGCACCAGGUUCACCCCGGGGCAGCGCCGGACGUCGGUGGCGCCCAACGGGGAGGAGCCGGCAGCGCAGCCCCCGAGGAAGAGGAAACUGUCGUGGAGACUGAGCCGGCUGCUCCCCGCUGCGGAGAUCCCCUCUCCCCGGGACCCCCCCUCUCCCCGGAAUCCCUCGCCCCAGGAGAACAUCUACUCUCUGGACCCCUCCACCUCCAGGGACCCCUGCUCUCCCCAGGACCCUUCUAGUCCGGACCCCUCCUCUCCCCGAGACCCCUCCUCCUCCUCCAGUGUCCCCUCUCCCUCUGCCAGCGCCGGGAGGGUGAGGCAGGGCGCGGUUGCUGCCACCCCGGGUGGGUGCGGGGGUUCCGCCAGAGGCUGGUCGCGGGUCCCGGUCGACGGUGUGGUGACCGGGACGGUGCAGGCAAUGUUGAAGCGCUUCGGCAGCUUCCAGCGGCAGCGCGGCAGCCCCAGACUGGAGCGGGGCAACCGGACCCCGGGCUCUCCCUCCCCCCCGGGCGCCCCCUCCUCGCCCUCCGGCACCCUCAGCAAGAAGCCUCUCAUCCCCACCACCCCCGUGCUCCGCAAGCUGGUGGCCACCGUGGCGGAGGGAGGGGCCGGGCUGGGGGCGGUGGGUGCAGGCGGAGGGGGUGGGAGCCCGGCCCCCGGGGGGUCACAGCCGAGGGGGGACGCACCCCAAAACCCACCCCACCCCAACCCCACCUAA
Amblyraja radiata (thorny skate) is the source of this 2599-nucleotide messenger RNA. RefSeq names its product scavenger receptor class F, member 1 (gene scarf1). Gene Ontology annotation, molecular function: scavenger receptor activity; low-density lipoprotein particle binding. Bases 125 to 2599 code for a protein of 824 amino acids. The record is from RefSeq and is a predicted model, not a curated record. Gene Ontology annotation, cellular component: membrane. The transcript is spliced from 11 exons. Gene Ontology annotation, biological process: heterophilic cell-cell adhesion; dendrite development; neuron remodeling. Lineage: Eukaryota; Metazoa; Chordata; Chondrichthyes; Rajiformes; Rajidae.